Bufo gargarizans (Asiatic toad) is the source of this 2226-nucleotide messenger RNA. It is a transcript of the gene GTF3C5, whose product is annotated as general transcription factor IIIC subunit 5. Gene Ontology annotation, cellular component: transcription factor TFIIIC complex. The record is from RefSeq and is a predicted model, not a curated record. The transcript has 11 exons. Bases 16 to 1785 code for a protein of 589 amino acids. Gene Ontology annotation, biological process: transcription initiation at RNA polymerase III promoter. NCBI's taxonomy places the organism in Eukaryota, Metazoa, Chordata, Amphibia, Anura, Bufonidae.
AUCUGAUUGGUUGCCAUGGCCGAGGCUUUCUUCCCCUUACAGAGUAUUAUAGCUCAGCCGUAUAUAUCUGUACAGGGAAGCUUCUCUCCUCGGUUACACAGACUGUUGUCUCCCGACGACUGGAAAUGUCAUAUUAAUGGGAGCAAGAAGGUUGGACACAGUAAUGAGCGGGCCAGCGGCGCCCUGAUCAGGGAGGAACCUUUCUGCCGCGGAACAUUAUUUGCCGGGCGAGUAGAGAGUGACGGACCCGACACCAUAGACAUGGAGGGCUCGGGUGUAGUGUCACUCCCUCAGCAGAAGAAGCCCAUGGUGUGCGUGGAGUACCCGGGACUGGUGCAGGACGUGGGCAGGAUGCUGCGGACCCUGGGCGGGGAGGAGGGGGUGUCCAGGGUGUAUGCUGACCCGGCAAAGAGGCUGGAGCUGUAUUUCAGGCCUAAGGACCCUUACUGCCACCCAGUGUGUGCCAACCGCUUCCCCACCACAACCAUGAUCCUGCGGGUGAAGAAGAAAAGCCGCAAGAAAAAGCUGAGUGACCCCAAUACGGGAGAGCCGGCUCCAGAGGGAACUAUCAGCAUGGAAAUCCUGGGUGUAGUGGGCACAGUCUAUAAGUUUCACGGAAUGUCAGAUUUCCAGUAUUUGACUUUCACCAGCGGCUCGGACGGGUCUCAGACUUCCCUCUAUGACAAAGUUUUACUGAAGAAACCGGAGAAGGAUGAAUACUUCCACCAGGACAUCCCCCUUCACAUCCCUCCUCCCAUCUUCUCUCGCCUAGACAACCCCGUGGACUAUUACUAUCGACCUAACGUCAAUCACAGGGACGGUUAUCAGCCUCCGCAUCUGUCCAGUGAUAAUCUGAUUGGGUUAAGCAGAGCCCGCAGGCCCCACAAUGCCAUAUUUGUUAACUUUGAAGACGCAGAGGUGCCCUCCGAGCCUCACCCAGCUGCCGUCAAGAACUGGAAAAAGCUGUGUACCAAUUCUGUGGACAAGAAAGUAGAGCAGGAGAUGAGGAGGCUCUUUAACUGUCGCCCCAUUUGGUCCCGGAACGCAAUUAAAGCCAAUGUCAGCCUCCAUCCGGACAAGCUCAAGUUGUUGCUGCCGUAUUUUGCCUAUUACAUGUUGACUGGGCCGUGGAGAAGUCUUUGGGUGCGGUUUGGCUAUGACCCCAGGAAAAAUCCAGAAGCUAAAAUCUACCAAGUGCUUGAUUUCCGGAUACGCUGUGGAAUGAAGUGCGGGUACAACCCAAACGAAAUGCCAGUCAAAGCCAAGCGCAGCACUUACAAUUACAGCUUGCCCAUCACUUUAAAGAAGCCCGUGCCACAAGCAGUCAGCAUGCAGGACCUGACCCAUGGGCUGGGAUCAAUGGGCUCCAAAGACAAUAAAAACCUUCCGUCCAAUAAGUACCGGCUGAAGGAGUCAGUUUACAUUUUCCGGGAGAGCAACUUGCCGCCGUACCGUCAGAUGUUUUACCAGUUGUGUGAUUUAAAUGUGGACAGCCUGCAGGAGAUCAUAAAGCGCAAUGAUGGCGCCGAGAGCGAAUGUUCUGAACGGGAUGGCUGGUGUCUCCCCAAGACCAGCGACCUCCUCAGAGACUCCAUGUCCCUUAUGAUCAAGCAGACCAUCCGCUCCAAGAGACCAGCUCUGUUCACCAGCCCCUCUGUCCCCAGCGACAACAAGGAGCCACUUGCAUACGAGUCUGGGGAAGAGGAGGAAGAUGAAGAGGAGGAAUUUCAUCCUUCUGAAGGAAGCGAGAAUGAGAUGGAAACAGAACUGCUGGACUAUGUUUGAGAUGUCUUUCAGCACUGAGGGAGUCUCCGGCAGUGAAUGUGUAUAUUACAGGUAUUUUGGUCAAGAAUAGAGUUUUCCAAACUACUCCAUGUGUGAGCUGAAGACGGACCCUGGGGAUGGACGGAAAGUGUUAGAUAAGAAGAUAAAGCACAAAUAAUAGGCAAACAUUAGUUAAAUGUUACUGUGGCAAAAUGUAUUGGUUCAAUUUGGAUCAAUACUAUACCAACAUGCUGUUCUAGUAGGUUUUUUAUUUGUAAUGACCUUCAUGCAUAUUUCAUCAACUUUUUAUAUUUGUCUUGGAGAAUUAAUGUACAGAACUCGUUGAAUGACUAUGUAAAUACAUUACUUAUACUCCAGAGCUGCACUCACUAUUCUGCUGGUGCAGUCACUGUGUACAUACAUUACUUAUCCUGUACUGAUCCUGAGUUACAUCCUGUAUUA